This is a messenger RNA of Sinocyclocheilus rhinocerous, 5488 nucleotides long. RefSeq names its product T-lymphoma invasion and metastasis-inducing protein 2-like. Bases 346 to 5208 code for a protein of 1620 amino acids. Gene Ontology annotation, biological process: small GTPase-mediated signal transduction; activation of GTPase activity. The record is from RefSeq and is a predicted model, not a curated record. Gene Ontology annotation, molecular function: protein binding; guanyl-nucleotide exchange factor activity. The transcript has 26 exons. NCBI's taxonomy places the organism in Eukaryota, Metazoa, Chordata, Actinopteri, Cypriniformes, Cyprinidae.
AGAGAGAACGACAUGUACUUGCCCUGGAAGAUGAUGUCAUAUUGAAGGAUUUUGUUGUCUGAAGAUAAUAUUGUCUAAUGACAAUUAUUAAUUGCCCAAUAGUUGUCUUCAUUUCAGCCGCGAUGAGCGAUGGAGAGAGAGAGAGAGAGGAACAGCUGUGGUAGAGAGACAGUGAAGGGAGGAGGAUCUCAGUGAGAGUCAGAUGCUGCACCAGGCAGGAGCAGACAGAAGUUAGCCGUAGACAACGUUGGAAAAAGAGGAUGGCCAGUGUAAAGGAAUAUGUCUAAAAGAAAUAUGAAGGAAUAUCUUUGUAUGCUCUGACAACUGACUUUAUUACAGAUCAGAAUGGGAAAUACAGAUAGUCAGUAUAGCAAUUUCAUCAUCCCUGGUAAGGGAAAAUCUAGCUCCUCGAAGCUGCACACCUCAAAAGAGGAGGCACUUUCCCCACAUUCUUGGUGGAGGAGCACUGAAAGCACCUCUGGAUACAAGGCCAAAAAUGGAUUUUCACCACACAAGAACAGCCAACCUUACAUCUCCCGCCAUUAUGACUGCAUUAAAGGGGGAUCUAGUGACAAAGUACAUUCAGAGAGACACAGAGACAAUGACAACCUUUUAUUCCAGGGAAAUGGAUUCUUUGUAGGCUACAGACAACAGACUGGAGGCCUCCAGGCCCCUAUGAAGAGCACCAGUUCUGAGAUUAAAGACAGUAAGAGCAGUCCCAAAGUUAUUUUUCGUGAGGAUGGAAGUCUGAGGGUAGAGUUUACCAAUGCACGGAGGGAGCCGGAUGUUGCGCUGUCUUUGGGCAGCUGUCCCAGUGUACCUGUUGAUGCUACCCAAAGGGCCAGUAAUGGGAGCUCUCUUAGCUCUGAGGGUUCAUGGUAUGACUCACCCUGGGGGAAUGGGACAGAAGAUCUGUGUGAUAACGUCUUCACCACCGGCCAACCUUCGGACAACAGUAGUGGAUAUACCACACUCUCAUCCACACGUACUGUAGAUUUUGGAUGUUUUAAUGGUUACAAUACAGAACAAUCUGAGAACCAUAUGGGUAACCUCACCUGCCAAGCCACAGUUCAUGGCAGUCAGUAUGCAAGCAGUGAUUGCAAUAGUAAUGGGUACAAUGCUAACCGAGCUGAGGAAGACAGUGGUAUUGGAGACUCUGUGUUCCUUCAUUUGGAACAUAAUGGAUUAUCCGACCUUUACACAAACCCCAACAUGACUGUGCCAUUCCCUACCGUGGGCAUCCUAGCAGUGGAUCAGCUUGAGGACACUCCUCACCUCCAAACCUCACCGACUGCUUCUCUGGAUGUGAACUCCCAGGAUGAGAGUCAGAAAACCCAGAAUUACACCUCACAAUCCCUGCCAUGCAGAAAAGCAGUUCCUGAUGGGAAUGCAAGGAAGGACUCGCUCAAGAGUCGCAUCCGCCGCCUCAGCGAUUGGACAGGAAGUCUAAGAAGGAAGAAGCGAAGGCUGCAGGAACCAAGUACUCUGGACUUUACAGAGGUCAUCAGCUGUGGAGCUGGGGGCACACUAGAGGAAUCCAGACCAUUUUGGAAUCCCAUGUCCUCCCAGACACAGCUGGACUGCUCUGGUUCCUCAACGGGCCCAUUUGGGCUGCAGAACCAGGGUGUGGCCUUGAGGCAGAACAUCUAUGAUAACUUUAUGCAGGGCCUAGAGACUGGCAGCAGCAGUGGAACUGCUGCUGGACUCCAGGUCUGGGAUGGUGAAGGAGAAAGCAGCAGUGGCUCAAUGGGCUCUUUGGAGCAAAUGGACUUCCUGUUUCAGAAGGAGCAAGGUGUUGUGCGGAGGGCUGGUUGGUUGGCUUUUAAGACCCUCAUUACCCUCCACAAGGACCGCAAACUGGAGCUGGUAGCAAGACGCAAGUGGAGGCAGUAUUGGGUCACGCUCAAAGGCAGUACACUUUUGUUGGGUGAAUCCAAUGGAAAGACCUCCCCUGAGCAGGAAUGCACACCACAUUACGCAGUGCUUGCCGAGGACAGUAUUGUGCAGGCAGUUCCUGAGCAUCCCAAGAAAGAGCAUGUCUUCUGCCUCAGCAAUGCCUAUGGAGAUGUCUAUCUCUUUCAGGCUGCUAAUCAAACAGACCUGGAGAACUGGGUGACGGCCAUCCAUUCUGCCAGUGCAUCACAUUUAGCUAAGCGUCAGGGGAAGGAGGACACUCUGCGUUUGCUGAAGAGCCAGAGCAGAGCUCUUCUGCAGAAGAUCGACAUGGAUGGCAAAAUGAAGAAGAUGGCAGAGCUGCAGCUGUCCGUCAUCAGCGACCAGAAGAACAGGAAGGCUAUUGAGAGCCAGAUCCUGCAAUGGGAACAGAACCUGGAGAAGUUUAACAUAGAGCUCUUCCGCAUGCGCUGUUACCUGGCUAGCCUGCAGGGCACAGAGCUGCCCAAUCCAAAAAGCCUGCUAGCCACUGCUGGACGCCCGUCUAAAAUGGUGCUAGGUCGUCUGGGAAUUUUCUCUGUCUCGUCCUUUCAUGCACUGAUAUGCACUCGUGAUGAAGCCACCCUGAAGAGACGAUCUCGCUCUCAUCCUCGAGGUAUGCGGAACAAACGAGGACUGCUCUUUUCUUCACAGAAGGGAUUAGACAGUCUGACCAAACGUAACCAUGAAAAGAGACAGUCCCUGUCCCAGAUUUUUGAAGGAUAUUCCUCUGGAUCGUUUGGUCAUCCAUCCACACAAAGCAGCUCAGACCAUAAUGCAACAAGUGAAAAUCACAUCUUCUGUGAGCCACUGUGGGAGAAAAAGAAGUUGGAUGCCUUUACCAAAAUGCAUGUAACAGCGCCUCCUGAAGGUAACCCGUGGGACUGCAGUCUGGAAAGCCGGGUGUACGUGCUCAUGCCCGACAGUCAGGUCGUCAGUGUACCAGUCAAACAGGACUCUCUGGUUGCUGAUGUUCUCUCAUUGGCCUGCAAGGCAAAGCAGCUUGACCCAGCUCUGCACUGCCUGCACACGAGGAGACAUUUGGGACAAGAUGUGGAGAGAAGUACUUCAGUGCCCACAGACCAGCUGAGGACCCUGGUCUAUGAUGAACUGGAAGUUUGGCCUCUCAAUGUGUUGACCAUAAACAUGUCCCGGCCGGACACAACCGUAGACUUUGGUUUUGCAGUCACAGGUCAUGUGGAUGGUGCCAGGAGAAGUCAUGUGUAUGUGAGCGAGGUGAAUCCUGAAGGCCUGGCGUUUAUUAGAGGUCUGAAAGCUGGAGAUGAGAUCUUGACUCUUAAUGGUGUGAGUGUGGCCUCUCUUGACCUCGGCCUCAUGCAGAACUUCUUCAGCCAACAAGAGCUCCGUCUCAUCCUCAGACGCGAGGAUAACAGCGCAGACGACCAAAGCUCCGUCUGGCCAGACUGUGACCCCAGUGAACCUGAUCAUCCCCAACCUCCUCAGGGCGACAUCAUUCACCUGGAGCAGUGGACCACAGAUCCAGCUCAAGAGCAGGAAUUUCCCGAGGGCUCCGCGACGCCUGCUUUGGAGGAGCUGAACGAUAAGGCCGAACGGGGCGGAAAGAACUCAGAGACGGUGUGUAAUUUCUACCAGACGUUCCCUGAAGGCUCCGUUCUUGUGCCGGAGGGCCACAGGAACCCUUACUCCACUGAAAAUGCCCAUGCCAGAUCCUCUCCCCGUCACAUGUCCGUCACAGAGCGCCUGCACAUGGUCAUUCAAGAGCUGGUGGACACAGAGAAAUCUUAUGUCAAGGACCUUGGAUCUCUGUUUGAGAUCUAUCUGAAGCCAUUACAAAGAGAAACCUUCCUCAGUCAUGAUGAGAUGGAGUCUCUGUUCGGCAGCCUGCCAGAGAUGCUGGACUUCCAGAGGGUUUUCCUACAAACCCUAGAGGAGAGGACAACUUCCUCACCAGACUACCAUGCACUAGAGACUCCAGAGAAACUCAAGAAACUCCUCUUCUCCCUGGGUGGCUCUUUCUUAUACUAUGCAGAUCACUUCAAGCUUUACAGCGGCUUCUGUGCCAAUCACAUUAAAGUGCAGAAAGUUCUCAAAAGAGCAAAAACAGACUGGGCAUUCAAAGAGUUCCUGGAGGCGAGAAACCCCACCAAACAGCACUCGUCCACCCUGGAGUCGUACCUCAUUAAACCCGUGCAGAGAGUUCUGAAGUACCCGCUGCUGUUGAGGGAGCUGGUGUCUCUCACCGACCCCGAGAGCGACGAGCACAGCCACCUCACAGAGGCAUUAAAGGCCAUGGAGAAGGUGGCCAGUCACAUAAAUGAGAUGCAGAAGAUCUACGAGGACUACGGCACAGUGUUCGAUCAACUAGUAGCAGAGCAGAGUGGCCCUGAGAAGGAGGUCACGGAGAUCUCCAUGGGAGAGUUCAUCAUUCACAGCUCAGCACUCUGGCAAAACCCUCUGCCCUCUUUGGGCCGCAUGAGAAAAGACCCCGAACUCACCCUCUUCCUCUUCAAGAGUGCACUCAUUUUGGUGUAUCGGGAAAGCAAGUUAAAGAAAAGAAUGACGUCUUCACGACCCGGGGAUCUGGAUCCUUUUAAAUUCCGCUGGCUCAUUCCUGUUUCAUCCCUUCAGGUCCGACCUGGAAAUUCAGCAGGGUCAGAGAACCCCUGUGUUUGGGAGGUUGUUCACACAAAAUCUGAAGUGGAGGGACGACCAGAGAUGUCCUUUCAGCUUUGCAGCAGUAAUCUGGAGAACAAGGCUAAUGCGGUGAGGGCCAUCCGCACUCUUUUGAGAGAGAACGCCAAGCGGACGGCUCCAGCUGAGCGACGAUUCAAAGAUCUAAAUUCGAACUUCACCUUCCCCAGGAGAAGCCACCCAGGAGCGCUUAGAACAAACUCCUGGCAGCGGCUGCCGCCACAGUCAGAUGGGCCACAAACCUUAGACUCAGAUGAGGGCAGACUGCUUGACGGAUACGCUCACUCCGAACCUCCCCUCAGGCCCUCCAGAGGCCAGAGCUCUACUCAGAGCAAGAGAUCCACGUUGUGCUCCCUGACCAGCGCUUUGGAAGCUCAACUCCAGAGACUGAACUUUGUGGAGGAGCCACAGGGAAUGAGUGAGAGCAGUACCAGCAGCCUUCAGGGCAGUCAGGUGACUCUGCUGGACGACACUCCAGGUCUGGACCUCAACACCCUGCUGGCCAGGGACUACAGCGUGCAGAGUUUUGGUUCGGUAGUUAACGAGGAUUGUUUUUACGACACGGUCAUGGGCAUCCAAAAAGCUGCCAUCCCCACCCUGUAGAGGAAGUUGGCGCUAUAAAGAUUAAAUGCACUAAAACAUGAUUAUCGUGCCUUGAUGUGAACAGCUUUUACACAGCCAGUUUUAUAUCUGUAGCACAAAAUCUAGUGAGCUGCCUACCUGGAUGCCAGUUUACAAGAUAAUAGGCAAAUAUUGUAGGUAUGCUGCCUUCUAAGGCACCUUGCUUUGCUCAGGUUCGAAGGCAGUAUCACGUAUUCUUAUCAGAAAUUAUCCAAGAUGACAGAGUUAAAAAGAAAUUGACUAUAAAUAUACUAAUUAAAUA